UAAACAUGACUAACCAAUAGUAUCAGCUGUUGUAAAAUGUUUUUAGGUUAAGUUUGUGUUAUUGUUGUUCAAUAAAGUUUAAAAUUCUGGACUUUGCAACUUCUAAUAUCAUGUCGAAAGUGAAUAUCGAAGAGACAAUUCUGAAAUACGAGGCGUUUAUCAACAAUGUCCUCAAAGAGGACUUGAAACAAGUGGACCUCAGGUUACAAGGAGUCAAUACAGAGAUCUCAGACUUGAUUCAGCAAAAGCAUACCUUGAAAGUGGUCACCGAUAAGGCAGUUCAUCCUCAUGGCUUCGUCACUCAAGUGAACAUAGGCUGUAACUUCUUCAUGGAAGCAGCGGUGGAAGAUACAUCUAAUCUACUCUUCAAUAUUGGAUUAAAUCACUAUUUAGAAUUUAGCACCGAAGAAGCUAAUAAAUACUUAGAAAUUAGGAUCAAAGCGUUUGAGAAAAAAGCUGAAGAACUUAGAAACAAAAGUGCCGAGACUAAAGCACACAUUAAACUUAUGUUAUUUGGUAUUGCCGAGCUACAGAAUCAGCAAUUAGGAAUUAUUAAAAGUUAAAGUUUCAGUGCCUAGUAAAAAAAUAAAGUGUUUUUUU
This is a messenger RNA of Plutella xylostella (diamondback moth), 600 nucleotides long. RefSeq names its product Uxt prefoldin-like subunit (gene Uxt). Lineage: Eukaryota; Metazoa; Arthropoda; Insecta; Lepidoptera; Plutellidae. The record is from RefSeq and is a predicted model, not a curated record. Gene Ontology annotation, molecular function: transcription corepressor activity. Gene Ontology annotation, biological process: positive regulation of transcription by RNA polymerase II. Gene Ontology annotation, cellular component: mediator complex.